This is a messenger RNA of Diplodia corticola, 543 nucleotides long. RefSeq names its product stress response rci peptide. The coding region runs from base 1 to 543 and encodes 180 amino acids. The transcript is spliced from 2 exons. The record is from RefSeq and is a predicted model, not a curated record. Gene Ontology annotation, cellular component: fungal-type vacuole lumen; fungal-type vacuole membrane. Gene Ontology annotation, molecular function: ubiquitin protein ligase binding. Gene Ontology annotation, biological process: endosome transport via multivesicular body sorting pathway. Lineage: Eukaryota; Fungi; Ascomycota; Dothideomycetes; Botryosphaeriales; Botryosphaeriaceae.
AUGUGCGGCUCCGACAUAUUUCUGGCCCUUCUGGCCCUCCUAUUCCCACCCGUCGCAGUCUGGGUCAAGCGCGGCGUGUGCAGCGCCGACUCACUUGUCAACAUCGCUCUCUGCUGCCUCGGCCUCCUCCCCGGCCUCCUGCACGCCUGGUACAUCAUUUGGGCGUAUCCGGAUCGCGACGAGUACGAACGUGUGGCCAACGCGGAAGACGGCAACGUCACCUACUACUACGUCGCGCACACCAACACCGACGGCCGCCGGGCCCCUCCGUCGAGAGGCAGCAACAGUCAGCAGCAACAGUACCGCAGUCACCCCGCCGGCCCAAGCUACGGCGCGAUCCCGAGCCAGCAGUUCCACGGACAGCAGAGCGGCAUCGAGAACCCCUGGGCAGAGGAGGGAAGGUCGGCGGCCAAGAAGAGCAGCAGCGCGCCGCCACCGCAGGGACCCCAGCUUGGCGAUGGUGGCGAGGGUAGUGCGAGCCAGCCCCCGCCGACGUAUGCGGAGGCUGUCAAGGGCGACCACAAAGUCCAGACGCACGAUUAA